CCGCGCGCCUCUUGCUCUCUAGCUUCGUUUUUGAAGGAAUAGGGAAGCGGUGGCAGGUCUGCAUCGAGUGCCAGAUUUUCAUCAUUUCCAAUGAAUUAUCAUCACAUUCCUUCGUCUGCCAGCUGACAAACUGCACGGCGUAAUUUUUUGAAAAGCAAACGGGAUUUUAUUCGCGAGCAGCGCUUGUCGGAGUCGCACUUAACACACUGGCUGUUUAUCACACUGGGUCAUGGCGCAGACAAACAGUUAUGGGCAAAGCAGCAACGGAGUGGCAGAUGAAUCCCCCAACAUGCUCGUUUACAGAAAGAUGGAAGAUAUCAUAGCCCGUAUGCAAGAUGAAAAAAAUGGAAUUCCUAUCCGCACGGUGAAAAGUUUUUUAUCCAAGAUUCCCAGUGUUUUUUCAGGGUCUGAUAUCGUACAGUGGAUGAUCAAAAACCUAGGCAUCGAAGAUCAAGUUGAGGCCCUUCAUCUGGGGACCCUAAUGGCGGCCCACGGCUAUUUCUUCCCCAUCUCGGACCACGUGCUGACGCUGAAGGACGAUGGCACGUUCUACAGGUUUCAGACUCCGUAUUUCUGGCCUUCAAACUGUUGGGAACCAGAGAAUACUGACUAUGCGGUUUACCUCUGCAAAAGAACAAUGCAAAACAAAGCCCGCCUGGAGCUCGCUGACUACGAGGCCGAGAGCUUAGCGAGACUACAGAGAGCAUUCGCUCGGAAAUGGGAGUUUAUAUUUAUGCAAGCGGAAGCACAAGCAAAAGUGGACAAGAAAAGAGACAAAAUUGAAAGGAAAAUACUCGACAGUCAAGAAAGGGCCUUUUGGGAUGUGCACAGACCAGUGCCCGGGUGUGUAAACACGACAGAAGCCGACAUUAAGAAAUCCUCAAGAAUGAAGCAGCCCCACAAAACAAGAAAGUCCGUCUACGGGCUUCAGAAUGACAUCCGCAGCCACAGCCCCACCCACACCCCCGCCCCCGAGGCCAGGCAGCCCACGGAGGAGGAGUUACAAGACAAGAUACAGUUUUGGCAAGUGCAGUUGGACAGGCAUCGGUUGAAAAUGUCCAAGGUUGCAGAAAGUUUGUUAAGCUACACUGAGCAGUACAUCGAGUUCGACCCAUUCCUCACGACACCUGAUCCCUCCAACCCCUGGAUCUCGGAUGACACGGCGAUCUGGGAGAUGGAGGCCAGCAAGGAGCCCGGUCAGCAGAGAGUGAAGAGAUGGGGCUUCGGGAUCAACGAGGUUUUGAAAGACCCUGUCGGUAGAGAGCAGUUCCUGAAGUUCCUGGAGUCAGAGUUCAGCUCUGAAAACCUGAGGUUCUGGCUGGCUGUUCAGGAACUGAAGAAGAGGCCCAUCCGUGAGGUCCCGACCCGGGUCCAGGAGAUCUGGCAGGAGUUCCUGGCUCCUGGUGCUCCUAGCGCCAUCAACGUCGACUCUAAGAGCUACGACAAAACCACGCAGAAUGUGAAGGAUCCCGGACGUUAUGCCUUUGAGGACGCGCAGGAGCACAUUUACAAACUGAUGAAAAGUGAUUCCUACAGUCGUUUCAUCCGUUCCAGUGCCUACCAGGAGCUGCUACAGGCCAAGAAAAAGAAAAGUAAGAACUUAUUUUGAAGGAUAUUGCUUCCAGGGAAAAUCACUUACUUCAAAGGCUAGCAAGUCGUGUGCAAUCAUGCUAAAAUACAGUCACUUUUUAGCUUGGAAGAGGACCAUGUCAUUUCUACAAUAUUGUAGUCUACUGUUCGCCGAGAGGAACCACUUGGCAGUAGACCAGAUGUUGCAUGUCCAAAAAACUGAGGUUUUUAUGUUUUUUGUUUUAUUUAUUUUUGGUUCAUUUCGCCCUCAGUGUUUGAAAAGGCAUUUUGGACUUUUAAGAGACAUUAAACCCACUAAUGCCUUCAAAAAAAGUCAUUUGUCCUAUCACUUCUUCAGUUACCUAUCAGCUGGGUCUGUGUCCAUCGCAAGCCAAAAGAUGAUUAAAAGAUGUUUGAAAAAAAAAAAAACAACAAAAA
This is a messenger RNA of Megalops cyprinoides (Indo-Pacific tarpon), 2007 nucleotides long. It is a transcript of the gene rgs7b, whose product is annotated as regulator of G protein signaling 7b. The record is from RefSeq and is a predicted model, not a curated record. The transcript is spliced from 18 exons. Gene Ontology annotation, biological process: intracellular signal transduction; G protein-coupled receptor signaling pathway; regulation of G protein-coupled receptor signaling pathway. The coding region runs from base 230 to 1609 and encodes 459 amino acids. NCBI's taxonomy places the organism in Eukaryota, Metazoa, Chordata, Actinopteri, Elopiformes, Megalopidae.